AUGAACAUGCGCUCAUUUACAAACAUUGCCGUUGUCGCCUUCCUGACCUCCGUGGUCUCCGCGGCGCCUGCGGCCCAUCCCAACAAACCUAUCACCACUGCCACCAGCAUCACCAAGGAUAAUAACAGCUCGUUAGUUCGCGAUCCUCUAACGAAUGAAGCCCUGGUGAAAUACCAGAAGAGCUGGAUGAACUAUUGCUAUGGCGCCGAGAAGAUAGAGAUGACCGGGUGCAUGGACUUGAUGUACGAUACAUAUCCCAACUUCCCUCCGGAACAUACAAACAACUCGGACGACGUUUCCAUCCACCCACCCAAGCCCACCGACUGGGUACUCCACAGUCACGCUACAAACGGCGAAAACAACAAAGAUGUUAAAGCCAACGAGAGGCUGGUGGAAAGAUCUGAACCCAACGUCGCCGCCGCCGCCGCCGCCGCCGCCCGUAUCACCGAGGCCGACAACAACGCGAUGAACUACGACGAGAUAUUGGAGUACGAAAUCGGCAAGAGGCAGAAGUGCUACUGCGACGGCGAGCCCAAGUUCACGGCCGACAAGUUCGCCGCGUGCCUUGAGAAGCUGUAUCACGCUUACCCAGGCUUCCCGGCGGACUUCCCGCACGACGUGAAUGGGAAACCUGACGGGUGUGGCAGCAGCUUCGAUGCCAAGGGAGACCCCCUUACUGUCUCCGACGGUAUUCCCCAAAUGACACCCAUUUCACUUGCCAUGCCUGAGACCAGCGACAGCGACAGCGGCGUUGUAGUCGAGCGUCAUGGGUAG
This is a messenger RNA of Colletotrichum truncatum, 774 nucleotides long. RefSeq lists its product as uncharacterized. NCBI's taxonomy places the organism in Eukaryota, Fungi, Ascomycota, Sordariomycetes, Glomerellales, Glomerellaceae. The record is from RefSeq and is a predicted model, not a curated record.